AUGUCCGAGCCCGAGUCGUCGAAUGACUUCACGAUUGACCAGAUUUUACUAAAUAUCGAUAUCGCGUCCGGGACAGUCGGUCAAAUCACUGAUGGCGGAGCUGAGAAAAUCUUGAAGUCGCAUGAUGUCGUUCUUUGUCGGGGAACAAACCACGAGGGGUGGAUCGAGGCAGAGAUGCUGCUAGGCUGUUUUGUUGUGGUCGUACCUGCCAAGGAUAUUGUCACGGGUGACGGUCAGAGAUUGGAGAAGACGCCAGCUGGGCCAGUUUUUGACCCUGUCGAGGAGGAUUAG
Molecule: messenger RNA, 291 nt
Organism: Penicillium daleae
Lineage: Eukaryota; Fungi; Ascomycota; Eurotiomycetes; Eurotiales; Aspergillaceae
Exons: 2
Coding region: 1-291 (96 amino acids)
Source: RefSeq, a predicted model, not a curated record